AUGCCAAAUAGUGGGGAAAUUCUCUCAAUUGUUCUGGUAACUGGUGAAUUUUUCUUGAGCAUUCUGGUGAAUGGAUUUAUAGCAAUGGUGAACUGCACUGACUGGGUCAGGAACAAGAAACUGUUAACAAAUGAUAUCAUCCUGGUCAGCCUGGCUAUCUCCAGAAUUGGACUUGUGUGUAUAAUAAUAUGGAAGAGCUAUUUGGUUAUAAAUGAUCUUUAUGCAUUCAUCUUGGAUGGAAUAAAAAUAAUUGAUAUCUUCCUGACAAUGGCUCACAGUUCAAGUAUUUGGUUUGACUCUGUCCUCAGCAUUUUCUACUUCUUAAAGAUUGCUAACUUCUCCAAUCCCUUCUUCCUCUGGAUGAAAUGGAGAAUUGACAGGAUGAUCUACAUGCUUCUUGCAGGGCCCUUGAUAAUUUAUUUGUUCAUUUGCUUUUUAGCGAGUAAGAAAAUGUAUUUCUAUAGUGAAAACCUUUUUAGAGAAAAAAAGGAAAAUGUUUCCCAGGAGUUCCAAAUGAGUGCACCUUUGUUCAUCAUGUUCCAGAUUCUCUUCAGCUUUCUGAAUCUUAUCCCUUUUACUCUGACAGUAGUCUCAUUCUCUCUACUUAUUCUAUCCCUAUGGAGACAUACCUGCCAGAUGCAACUCAAUGCCACAGGUUCCAGAGACCCUAAGAUAGAAGCCCAUGUUAGAGCCAUAAAAGCUGUGUCUUCCUUCAUCAUACUCUUUUUAUUGUACUAUAUAGGUUUCUGUUUCAACUACUGGAGCUACAUAGUGGCAAAGAGUAAGGUAUUUUUUGUGCUGGGUAUGGCAAUCGUAUUGCUCUAUCCCCUUGGCCACUCACUGAUCCUGAUUCUGUGGAACAGCAAGCUGAAGAAGGUUGCCCUGAGGAUGUGGUGGAAGAUGAGGUGCUACCAGAGAGGAAGUAAUCUGAAAGUCUUUUUGGUGCCUGUGAGGAUAAUCUGGCAUUUUCUAAGAGGAAAGAAGUCAGCAUGGAGUCCUUAA
Messenger RNA from Gracilinanus agilis (Agile Gracile Mouse Opossum), 1002 nucleotides. Its product is annotated as taste receptor type 2 member 7-like. Lineage: Eukaryota; Metazoa; Chordata; Mammalia; Didelphimorphia; Didelphidae. Gene Ontology annotation, molecular function: bitter taste receptor activity; G protein-coupled receptor activity. Gene Ontology annotation, biological process: sensory perception of taste; G protein-coupled receptor signaling pathway; detection of chemical stimulus involved in sensory perception of bitter taste. Bases 1 to 1002 code for a protein of 333 amino acids. The record is from RefSeq and is a predicted model, not a curated record. The transcript has a single exon. Gene Ontology annotation, cellular component: membrane.